AGAAGCUGUGACGCAACGCUAUGGCGCGACACUGAGGGAACCAUAGAGCUUCGCUUGCAGGGCUAGAGCGCCGGGAGCAGGGCGCGAUGGGACCGCCCCGGCGGACCGAGGCCGGACGCCCGGCGGGGAGCGCGGCCGGCGGAGAGCGGGGCGGGGGCAUCGGGCGGCAGGGGACGGCCCGGCCGCACCAUGGCCCUGCGCAGCUGGAGCGCGCUGCUGGCGCUGGCCAGGCCCAGGCCCAGGCCCAGAGGCUCCCAGCUGCUCCUGCACUCCAUCUCUCCGUGCUCUCCAGCGAUUGCUUUGGUCCAGUUGGUGGAUUUGCACUUAAACAGGACUUGUGUGUGCCCCUCGCAACGCCAGCACCGCGCACGGCCGGAUCCCCGCCUGCCUCACUCUGCAGCUGAAGCCGUGCGAUCGUUCCACACAUCCACCCGUGUGCUCCAGGAGCCCCAGGAGCAGCCUGCGCCCAGCCGAGGUGCUGCGCCCGCCCCAACACCGACACGAGGCACAGAGAGCCCCGUAGGGAGGAAGUCCUGGCACCAAACGAUUGUGGGUGAACUGAAGCAUUAUUACAACGGGUUCCACUUGCUCUGGAUUGACACCAAGGUUGCUGCCAGGAUGGUGUGGAGGCUGCUGCACGGUCAGGUCCUCACUAGGAGAGAGAGGCGAAGGCUGCUGAGGACCUGUGCAGACCUUUUCCGGCUGGUUCCCUUCCUGGUGUUUAUCAUCGUUCCCUUCAUGGAGUUUCUGCUACCAGUGUUCUUGAAGCUCUUUCCUGAAAUGCUGCCCUCAACAUUUGAGACAGAGUCAAAAAAGGAAGAAAAGCAGAAAAAGAAAUUAAACGCAAAGCUGGAAUUAGCAAAGUUCUUGCAAGAGACUAUUGCAGAGAUGGCCAAAAGAAACAAAGCAGAUACAGGACAAGGAAAACAGUUCUCUUCCUACGUGCACCAGAUUCGUCACACUGGCCACAAACCCAGUACCCAAGAGAUUGUGCGCUUCUCCAAGCUCUUUGAGGAUGAGCUGACCCUGGAACACUUGGAGAGGCCACAGUUGGUAGCACUUUGCAAAUUGCUUGAGCUGCAGCCCAUUGGCACCAACAAUCUGCUCCGCUUUCAGCUUCUGCUGAGGCUCAGGACUAUCAGGACAGAUGAUGAACUGAUUGCCAAGGAAGGAGUCAACGGCUUAAGUGUGUCUGAACUGCAGAGUGCAUGCAGAGCCAGAGGAAUGCGGUCAUUGGGUCUCUCAGAGGAGCAGCUGAAGGAACAGCUCAGACAGUGGCUAGAUCUGCACUUGAAAGAGAAUGUUCCACCUUCUCUGCUCCUGCUCUCACGUGCGUUGUACUUAAUAGAUGUAACGCCACAAUCUCUUCCAGAAAAUAAGAUAGGUGAAACUGAGGAAGUGAUGACAUCCAUUCCUGAAGAUCAGGAGAGCCUGGUGGAUCCUGCCCCCAUUGCACAGGGAAGAAAGAAUGAAGAGUUCAUACCUCGGCCAACAGAAAAAUUGCCAGUCUCAGAGGCGCCAAUUAAGCCACUCCAACAAGAGACUAAACUGGAGGCAUCUCAGAGCAGCAAGGCUGGUGCCAAUGGAGUCUAGCCUGAAGCCAGCAAGGACGGUCAACACUGGAAGAAAAGAGCUCUCAUCUCUGCACCUCCUUAAAAGGAAAGAGUGACUGUCCUGCAGACUGCUUUACAAAGAGGUGUCGGUAGUCCUAAGGUUAAACCUUAUCCAGCUCAGCACUAUGUCAUAGCAACUGCCCUCAGACUUUUAUAAAUGAUUCUUCAUACACUCCAGUGUCAGCUGCUGGUUUGUGGCAGCUCUACAGGAGGAUACUGAAAUGCUGCUUUUAGCAUUUGUUAGUUUUUGUCUUUGGUGUAUGUAAAUAUUCAGAAAUUAUUUUAUGGACUGUAGAUAUUUAUACUAAGAUUAAAGCUAGACUUGGUGCUAUGUCUUUUUUAGAGGUCAGACAGCUUUUAGAACAAUCAGACAGAAAACAGUCAUCUCAAGGUCGGGGCAUUAUCAGCACUUUAAACACGUGACUUUGGGUUCUUAUUAGCAAUACAGAAUCAGAAUGCAGUACAAUGAUAGCUGUCUUCUGCAAGCUUAGCUCUGUACCUGCACUUCUGCCGUGGUAAUAAAACCAGCGUGCAAUCCUGAA
Gallus gallus (chicken) is the source of this 2155-nucleotide messenger RNA. It is a transcript of the gene LETM2, whose product is annotated as leucine zipper and EF-hand containing transmembrane protein 2. The record is from RefSeq and is a predicted model, not a curated record. Gene Ontology annotation, molecular function: ribosome binding. Gene Ontology annotation, cellular component: mitochondrial inner membrane. Bases 190 to 1593 code for a protein of 467 amino acids. Gene Ontology annotation, biological process: intracellular monoatomic cation homeostasis. The transcript is spliced from 10 exons. Lineage: Eukaryota; Metazoa; Chordata; Aves; Galliformes; Phasianidae.